This is a messenger RNA of Penicillium maclennaniae, 2064 nucleotides long. Its product is annotated as exocyst subunit EXO84. The transcript has 3 exons. Bases 1 to 2064 code for a protein of 687 amino acids. NCBI's taxonomy places the organism in Eukaryota, Fungi, Ascomycota, Eurotiomycetes, Eurotiales, Aspergillaceae. The record is from RefSeq and is a predicted model, not a curated record. Gene Ontology annotation, cellular component: exocyst. Gene Ontology annotation, biological process: exocytosis; Golgi to plasma membrane transport; intracellular protein localization.
AUGGAAGGCCGAGGCUUAACGCUGAGAAGCAAGACUCGCCGGCAGCGCCCGCAGAUCAGUGCUCCCAAACCAAUUUCCGGCCCCUUGCCCGCCAACACGAGAUCCCCGGAUCCCGAUCAGCCUCCCAUCCCCGCGAGCCGCGACCGAGCUCCCCAGAGCGAUGCUACUUCCGAUUUGGUGAAGCGACGCUAUUCGACCAGAUUCAAUGCCGCCCCCGACUUCGAUGUCGAUGCUCCUCCGGUCCCUGCUCUUCCUGCCGCAACACCAGGAGGGUAUGGUGGGCUGGGUGUCCCAGUGCCGGCCUCCAAACAAGUGUCCUCAGCCGAAGGCGCGGGCCCCGCGCCCGUGGUAGAUUUGAAUGCGCUGAGAGACCCCAGUCUACCGGUGGAAAGAUAUGUCGCCAACCUCCUUGCCAACGCGUCUGAAGAAGAGAUCCAGAAUUACCAGGACAAGCUGCGCAAAGUAAAGAACCGAACCUCAACCGACCUCCAGCAGAAUGUGUAUCAGAACCGCACUCAAUUCAUCAAAAUCAGUCGAGAGGCGGAGAAGCUUAAGGAUGAAAUGCGAACCCUACGUACCCUGAUGUCCGAGCUUACAAAUGCACUGGGCCAGACAUCCGUGGGCAACACGCCCAACCCGAUGUCGCCGACUGACGAUCACCUCCCUAAGCGCAGCGUGAAUCGCAGCUCCGUGGCCAGCCUGGAAAGCAUGUGGAGUGUUCAGUUGCAGACCUUGUGGAAGACUGUCGAGGGCUCUCAAAAGUUCUUGCCAGCGGUUCCAGGUCGACAUAUCGUGUUGGAGACGGGAAAUUGGGCUGAGCUGGACUCGGCAACCUGGAAGCCAAGGCGCCCGGUUCACAUUGUCCUACUGAACGAUCAUCUGCUAGUGGCUGCGAAGAAGCGCAAGCGUGUCGACCAGAACAACCCCAAUCAACGCGGGCCCGUGCCAACUAAGCUCGUGGCCGAGGAGUGCUGGCCGCUACAGGAUAUUGACAUGAUCGAUUUAGCUGCCAACAUGGGCACAGGGGCCGCCCGUGAAGAAGCCCUGGAUCGCGGUAUCGGGAAUGCGAUCAGCAUCCGGGUCGGAACCAAGCCGUAUACCUACCGCCAGGACAAGCGUGACACCUCGACGAAAAACGAGCUUCUGGCAACAUUCCGCAAGACGGUCGAGGAUCUCCGACGAACUCUGCGCACAGAGAACGAGGCGGCCAGCAAGCCUCACGAGGCGUAUGGGUACCUUGCCGGGCGACACAUGUCACCAUCGCUUAAGUCUGAACAAUUCGAUCUUGCCGAAGACCCUCGCGAUAAGUCCGAGUUGCGUAUCGAUGUUGAUGGCAAGCAGCAGAAUCUCCGUUGGGUGGAGGGACAGGUGGAUGAGUUGGACAUUGACAUUGCACUACAACGAUUUGAAGCAGCAGUAUCAAGCAUUGAACGACUGCGAAAACUUGCCAAGGGACUCAAGGGCAACCUUGUCGCCCAAGAGGUGAUCAAUGCCAAGGUUGAUGGACGAGCAACACGUCUGGCAGGCAUGCUGUCACGCGCCCUCGUGGACACGCACUCGUUCCCGGUGACAACCAAAACCAAUGUCAUUUGGCUAAGCCGUUUGGGAUUCGAGGACCAAGCGCGCGAGACGUACCUCAAUGCACGAUCUGACGUGAUUACCAAGCGCAUCCGUGCCUGCAUCUUCGAGGGUGAUCUCCCACUCUACAUUUUUCAAAUCUCCUACGUCUACUUCUCCCUCAUCAAGAAUACGAUCAGUAUCUAUCAACAGUGCUUCCCGGGCGUGAUGACCAGCUCUUGUAUUCGCUGGGCCAAGCAUCAUCUGGACGGAUUCAAUGCUCUUCUGAACCGCCAGCUCAGCAGCGUACAACGCGGCACCUCGGUCUGGCACAAAUGUCUUGAUAUUGUCCAUGAACAUGCCGAUCUACUGACGGAAGUCGGCGUCGAUUUCACUGAUUUGGUGGCGCGGGGCUUGGAGGAGAACGGCGAGCUAUUUCCUGUUGGACGUACUGUGCAGCCAGACAAGGUGGUGGCGACGUCAUCGCCGCCUACUUCAGUUCUUUAA